Messenger RNA from Pogona vitticeps (central bearded dragon), 2121 nucleotides. Its product is annotated as TGF-beta receptor type-2. The record is from RefSeq and is a predicted model, not a curated record. Gene Ontology annotation, cellular component: signaling receptor complex; plasma membrane. Gene Ontology annotation, molecular function: ATP binding; metal ion binding; transforming growth factor beta receptor activity, type II. Gene Ontology annotation, biological process: protein phosphorylation; cellular response to growth factor stimulus; heart development. Lineage: Eukaryota; Metazoa; Chordata; Lepidosauria; Squamata; Agamidae.
CGCACAGCUGGAUUUGAGACAGCUGGGUCUGCCUCCCCUUCAGUUUUAGCUAGGAGCCCCACAAGCUCGGAGGAUGAACCGACCGACACUGUGAAGCUGCUGGGAUUCGUUUGCUGGCAGGGACCUGAAAAUGAGUUCCUGGGAAAGCCUUUCUCUGCUUCUGUUGCUGCUGCUGCUGCUGCUGCUCUCAUGCAACAGCCAAGCAGGACGGAAUGUGAAGAGUAAUGUUUGCAAGUGGUGUGAUAACACGCACCCUUUCUGUGAAGAUUGGGUGUGCUACAGCAACUGUGACUUAAGCUCCUACUGUGAAAAACCAGAGGAAAUCUGUGUGUCUAUAUGGAAACAGGAGAAUGAGAGUAUUCGAGUGACCACUCUUUGUCACAACCCAUCUCUCCCUGUGGAAAAUGUAAUGGUUCCCAAGUAUAACACAUCACAGUGUGUGAUGGUCCGUCAACAGUAUGAGCAUGUGAUAUUUUACAUCUGCGGCUGCGUCCAUGAACAAGAGUGCAAUGACAAACUUAUAUUUGAAAAUCAUACCAAUGGGUAUUCUAUGUUGCAAAGCAAAGAAAUAAUUCCUGUGGCAGCCAUCAGCUUGUUGCCUCCUCUGCUAAUUGCCAUCAUGACAACCCUGAUAUUCUAUCUCUGCCGAACCCAUAGACAGAGGAGGAUCACCAAGGAAUGGGCCCAGAAACAAACCCAACAUCACAGGCUGCCUGAGCCAAGCAGAAACACUGGCUAUACAGAAAUACUGUCUGUCAAAAUAGACAGCAGUUCCACGGUGCGCUCAGGCUGCUCUGAUACCGUCAGUUACAACACAGAACUGUUGCCCAUUGAGCUUGAUGAACGAGUGGGGAAAGGGCAGUUUGCUGAGGUCUGGAAAGCAAAACUCAGGAAUACCUCAUCACGCUCUCAGUAUGAAGCUGUGGCAGUUAAAAUUUUCCCUUGUGAAGAGUAUGCCUCCUGGAAAAACGAAAGCCAGAUCUUCAGCGAUGCCAACCUGAACCAUGAGAGCAUCCUCCAAUUCUUCUCGGCAGAAGAGAGGCACUCAGGUCUGCAGAAAGAAUACUGGCUCAUCACAGCCUACCAUGGUCAAGGCAAUCUCAAGGAUUAUCUAUGUAGAAAUAUCCUGACCUGGAAGGACUUGCAAAAGACAGCUGGUUCCCUCGUGAAUGGUGUGGCUCACUUGCACAGUGACUACACUGCCUGUGGUCACCCAAAGAUCCCCAUCGCCCAUCGGGAUAUCAAAAGUACCAACAUCCUAAUGAAAAAUGGGCAGGAAUGUGUGCUCUGUGACUUUGGUAUUGCUUUGAGACUCGAUCCAGCCUUAACGGUGGAAGAGUUUGCUAACAGCGGACAGGUAGGCACUGCCAGAUAUAUGGCUCCUGAAGUUUUAGAAUCCAGAGUGAAUCUUGAAGAUCUGGAGUCCUUCAAACAAAUGGAUGUCUACUCCAUGGCUUUGGUUUUAUGGGAAAUAGCCUCCAGGUGUGAUGUUAUAGGAGAAGUCAAGAGUUAUGAACUGCCAUUUGGAGCAAAGGUUCGAGAGCAACCCUGCAUGGAGGUUAUGAGAGACAUUGUAUUGCAUGGUCGAGGUCGUCCAGAGAUGCCAAGUAACUGGCUGGUGCAUCAGGGCAUGCAUUUUUUGUGUGACACCAUCACAGAAUGCUGGGAUCAUGACCCAGAAGCUAGACUCACGGCCCACUGUGUGGCAGAGCGGUUUAACCUAAUGGCACAAACCAACUGUGAUGAUAUCCUCAACAACAACAGUAUUGACAACGAGGCAAGCAAAAUGAACUCUCCAAGAGACGAAAGCCAGAACAGUGGCAAGAGCAUCCAAUGAACGGAGAAUUAAUAGCAAAACAAAAGCACCAACAAAAAUAUCACUCAACAAAAAGGUAUCCAAACACGUUUAGAUUCCUGGAUGGAUUUUUAAGACCUUUUUUAACACUAGGCAAAAGGCACUUCCAUUAUAUUAAUAUUAUGUACAGCACAGGCUAUCUGUCCUUUUAUAUUUAACUCUCUUUCUUCCUUCUAUCAAUCUGCAUACCCAAAUCUGAUCCAGAAGGUCGAGAGAACUUUUGAAGCAGAUCUGUGACAAGAAUAGGAGGAGAAAGAGAAAAGUAA